AUCGCAAAGCUGCAUUUGCCACGGUUUGUUAAAGCCAUUGCCUUAAUUGGCUUGCGAAAGCCAUCACCUUAUGGCAUUUUAUUUGCAGCAUCCGAGAAACUGAUUGCCGAGUUAAACGAAACUUGGGAAGAAAAACUGCGCAAAACGGAGGAAAUACGUAAGCAACGAGAAGAUGAGCUUCGUGAGAUGGGCCUAGCAACGGGAGCCGAUGAACUAUGCCCGUAUUUUCUGGAGGUAAUACUUUUUCAGUUGCCACACCUUGUAAAUCUCAACGAGGAUCCUCUGAUGUCCGAAUGCUUGCUCUACUAUCUGAAAGAAGGAAUUACAAGAGUUGGACGACCGGAAGCAUCUCACCGCCCAGAUAUUUUACUCAGCGGCCAGCUUAUCCUCGAUGAGCACUGCCGUUUUCUGAAUGAAGACGGUGUAGUACAAUUAAUUCCCGAAACAGGCGCCCAGUGUUUUGUAAAUGGUAAACCAGUUACUUCAUCAGAGGUGUUGCAUACAGGUUCGCGUGUGAUUCUCGGCAAGUACCAUGUAUUUCGGUACAACGACCCACUCGAAGCUCGUCAAAGUCGUCAAAAUCUGACGAAUUUAAUGCCAAGACGAAAAUUCCUUGCCUUUUAG
This is a messenger RNA of Gongylonema pulchrum, 624 nucleotides long. The record is from the annotation of a GenBank genome assembly. Lineage: Eukaryota; Metazoa; Nematoda; Chromadorea; Rhabditida; Gongylonematidae.